CUCCUCUUUGUUCCCUCUCGCAGAGCACUACAAACACCACUGGUUCCCCCUGAUGCCUUCCAAGGGCUCCGGGUACCGCUGCAUCAGGAUCAACCAUAAGAUGGACCCCUUGAUAGGAAAAGCGGCGGGGAUGAUCGGACUGAGCCACGAGAGGCUCUUCCAGCUCUUACCCAGCGAAUUAACUCUGUGGGUCGACCCCUUCGAAGUGUCCUACCGCAUAGGUGAGGAUGGGUCUAUCUGUGUGCUGUACGAGAGCCCUCAGCCUGGGGGGAAGGCGGCCAAACAGCUGGAGAGCAGGACCAGUUGCAAGGAGGAGUGGAGAACUGGCAGAUCCAGCCCUUCCAAGAGUUACAACAUGAUGACGGUUUCUAGUUAAAAGCAACUCUUCCUUGUACAAUGAUGUAUGUAUCCCAGUCUCAUGGUAAAGUUAGAUGUAACUGAGCUUUUUGGUUUUUUUUAUUAUUUUUUUUUCACCCUAUAGUCAUUAAUAAGUCGUGGUAGUACUGCCAAGUUCUUUGUGGGCAAGGGCUAAUGUAUACAGCAGUUUUUACACUGCAUGUUACUUUCUGGAUUGUGUCCUGUAAAUGCACUGUACAGUCGGUGGAUCGUUUUACACAUUUAUAUUUUCAAAGAAGUUCUGGCUAUUUGUAAUAAAAAGCAAUAUUGUAGCACUCUUUAUGAUGGAUUUUAGUCAAGAUUAGCACUUACUAAAAAAAACCCCCACAUUCUGCAAUUUGCAGAGCAAUAACAUGAAGGGAGGUGGGAAACAGAUCUAACAAGCUGCACAUAAAUCUUGUGAUUUGUCUGCACAGGCUUCUCUCAGGGUCAUUCAAGUUUGGCUGCGAGGCACAAAUCACAAAAGUAACUCUUAUUUUUCCUUUUUCAAAGCAUGCAUUUAUUUGAGGGAUGGAUUCCAUCGUACUCCGACGUUUAGCAAAAAGAAUUGGGGAAUUAGUCUGUCUUGUUAUUUGUAGUUAUUUCAGUAGAAGAAUAAAGACUUGCUCAAACUGC
Molecule: messenger RNA, 1011 nt
Organism: Manacus vitellinus (golden-collared manakin)
Lineage: Eukaryota; Metazoa; Chordata; Aves; Passeriformes; Pipridae
Product: protein BTG1
Exons: 1
Biological process (GO): negative regulation of cell population proliferation; negative regulation of mitotic cell cycle
Cellular component (GO): cytoplasm; nucleus
Source: RefSeq, a predicted model, not a curated record